AUGUCAAUUGAGCAAGUACAAGAUCAAGAAUCUCAACGUUUUAUGGUACUAAGUACUGCUCGAAUUUGCAUCGAACAACGGCAAAUGGCAAUAAAAGAGUCAGGGGAUAAUGAUAAAGAAAACGAAAAUUGCCCUAAAAAAUUCGAAAGGAGUCCUGACAUCGUUGUUCACCCAGAAAGUUCCAUCGCUCAAGAAUGUAGGAAAAGAAGUGAAUAUAAGAAACUUUUCUUGUAUUUUGAUAUUUAUGCGGAAGAAAUCCGAAACAAACAUUUGGAAAAAAAUACGUUCAUCCCAUUGGAAAACAUGCCAAAGGAAGAUCAGUUAAAACGACAAUUUAAGGCAAGAAAUCAACAAGACAGGCUUCUCUCAUACAACUCAUUCGAAAUUGUUAAUCUAAUGGGAGAAAAUUAA
Messenger RNA from Funneliformis caledonium, 411 nucleotides. The record is from the annotation of a GenBank genome assembly. Lineage: Eukaryota; Fungi; Glomeromycota; Glomeromycetes; Glomerales; Glomeraceae.